Molecule: messenger RNA, 1536 nt
Organism: Ascochyta rabiei
Lineage: Eukaryota; Fungi; Ascomycota; Dothideomycetes; Pleosporales; Didymellaceae
Product: Histone acetyltransferase
Exons: 2
Coding region: 1-1536 (511 amino acids)
Biological process (GO): subtelomeric heterochromatin formation
Cellular component (GO): nucleus
Molecular function (GO): histone H4 acetyltransferase activity
Source: RefSeq, a predicted model, not a curated record
AUGGAUCUCGACGAGUGGGUGACAAGCUCCAACGAGUGCUUCGACAUCAGCCUGUACCGACCAGGCCCUACCGGCGACGAGCGCAUCCGCGAGCCCUUCAAUCCGAGCUUUACACACUCCGUAAUCGACGAGAACGAGUCGAUUGUUGGCUACAAGAACCCCAAAAUCGAACUCGACUUCCGUACCAACGACCUCAAGCCAAAGCUCAAGAUCUCAUUCGACGCGCAGCUCGACCUAACGAAGCUCUCACCCGACUUGGACCAGGCUCAAGUGGACCUCUCACCUGACCUCUUCAAGAACUACCUCCCGGAGGAGAGCAAGGAGAGCAAAGAAGAACGCGAACAUGCAACAAGACGAGAUUGGAAGCCUCCAGGCCAGCUCAUGCAGAGCUUCGCCGUACACGGCAGGCAGUACGAGAUCUGGAAGUCGCCCAUGCUGGAUCCUGCUGCAAGGCAGAUAUGGAAGAACCUGAGGAUCCUGGUGUUACUGUUCAUCGAUGGUGCUACCAUAGAAGGGUUAGACGACGAGGAGACGCUGGACCGUUGGUCGCUAUACUUCCUCUAUGAAGUGGACUCCCAAAGCAUCCCCACCAGUCCAUAUAUUCUCGCUGGCUUCGCCACAUCCUACAGGACAUGGAUCUUCCCCACUUUCAAGAUCGCGCGCUACACAAAGAUGCUUCCAAGCCCGCCUCCAGAAGGCUUGCAUGGAGCUGUCGACAAGUACACACCUCCGCGCCUGACGCAAGACUCGAAGACAUUUCAAUUCAACCAAAAACUCGAUCGACUUGAGACAUCCUCGCGAGAGAGGAUAUCGCAAUUCCUGAUCCUCCCUCCCCACCAAAACCAGUCCCUUGGAUCGCGGCUGUACAACUUCAUCUUUGACGACCUCGUUAAGAAGCCCUUCAUCUACGAGAUCCCAGUAGAAGAUCCCAGCGAAGACUUCGACGCUAUGCGAGACUACUGUGACAUCGUCUACCUGCGUGCGCUGCCUGCUUUCAAGUCUCUGUCAGUAGUGUCUAGCUUACCAGCAGAGUCACUUCGCAAAGACUCCCCCAUCCCUCGUGACCAGAUCCUUGGCAACGGCGUCGACCUCGAGGAGCUUCGACACUCAGCUAAAAUAGUCACAAGGCAGUUCUACAGGAUGGUUGAACUGCACGCCCUCUCCACAAUCCCACCAAAUCACCGCAACCGAGCACGCAUCACCCGCAAAGCGAAGAGUAGCAACGAAAACGACCGCAAAUAUUACUUCUGGCGUCUAGCGCUAAAGCAUCGCAUCUACAUGCAGAACGCAGACGCGCUGGACCAGAUGGAGGUGACAGAAAAAGUAGACAAGCUAGAAGCAGCCGUCGACAAUCAGCAAGAAGAGUUUGAAGAGAGGCUUGAGGGCAUCGAAAAGAGGGCGAGGUGGGACAAGGGCGAAGAGUCGAGUAGUGGUGCCAGGAGCAAGCGGAAGCGCGUCGUCGUCGAGGACGAGGAUGAUGACGAUUGUAAGGAUACGGAUACUGCGUCCGCGGCAAGCAAGAAACCAAAGGCUUGA